Hylaeus volcanicus is the source of this 1150-nucleotide messenger RNA. RefSeq names its product tropomyosin-like. The transcript is spliced from 3 exons. NCBI's taxonomy places the organism in Eukaryota, Metazoa, Arthropoda, Insecta, Hymenoptera, Colletidae. The record is from RefSeq and is a predicted model, not a curated record. The coding region runs from base 119 to 763 and encodes 214 amino acids.
AUUGGAUAAAUUAGAAAAGGAACGUCUUUCAAUACACGAGGAGCUUCUCUCGAAAGAGUCACUCUUGCAGAAUGAACGCAGAAUAUCGCACGAUCUCCGGGGUCGUUUGAAAUUAGCGAUGGAAACAAUUGAUCGAUUGGAAGAGGAGAAAAUGCGCGAUAAAAUUGAUCAAUCGAAUUUGUCGAUCAACUACGACAGCGUAGUUAAGGAACGCGACAUUUUAGCGCGGGAAACAUUUUCAAGUCAAACAGAAGCCGUUACAAUCAAAAUUAAAAUGGAAUCUUUGGAAAACAAGUUACGUCGGGAAACGCGACGAAAAGAAGAAUUAGAAAAAGCAAUGAAUGAGUUGAAAAAUGACAAUGAAACCGUUGUCGCAAAUAUUGAUAUGAAUAUUGCUAAAAUUUCGAAAGAACAGAAAUAUUUAGUAGAAAGCGCCAAAGCUGUAAUUGAAUUAAACAAACGGCUACAAACGUUUUGUCUCUGUUCUCACGCGAUAAAUGAGAAGAAUAAAGCAGAAAUAAAAGAUUUACGAAAUAAGCUAAUCACACUCUCGACAAACGAAUCGCAAUCGUCAGUUACUAACAACAAAUUACAUCCAGAAAUAGAAGCCCUGUGUUUCAAGUUAAAAGAAAUGUCAAUGGAAUUGAAACAUAAGAUGCAAGAUUCUACAAUGCUCGAAGAAAAUAUAAACAAAAUUUUUCAAGAACUGUCCUCCAAAUUCAAUACCAAUGAGAGUAAUAUUAUUAAUCAAAAUAACCAAUAAUUAGAAUAGUUGUUCGAAUCAUUUGUUUGUUACCAUCAUUUAUUUUAAUUUCUCGAUAUACCUAAUAAGAUGUUCACUCGAUCAACUUUAAUAUUGUUAAACAACACGAAAUAUUUUAAAAUAAAAAUACAUUAUUUACCGUUAUAGCAUAUAUAAGGAUUACUAAUAAUUUUGUAUAUACAAUAAAACCUUAAAAAAUAAUUAACUAUUAAUUCGUUGCCUUUUCCUAACCUAAAAUUGUAUAUUAUAUUUAUUGAAUUGAACACUUAAUCGAAGAAAUCCUUUUUACUUGUCUCAAAGCAUUCCAUUCAAAAAUUAGUUUUACACAUUUUCUUACAGUGCAAUGUUAUGUACGUAGAAAAUUGUUUUUAUGUUAAUCAUAAUAAU